Molecule: messenger RNA, 324 nt
Organism: Rangifer tarandus platyrhynchus (Svalbard reindeer)
Lineage: Eukaryota; Metazoa; Chordata; Mammalia; Artiodactyla; Cervidae
Source: the annotation of a GenBank genome assembly
AUGUCUGCCCUCAUCCCUGGGAGUGAGGUACCUGUAGGAAACUGUGCAGAUGGGGCCAGCAUCCUCACCAGCCCUCCUUUUAGGCAAAUACUGUGCCAUGAUCCUGAUCUUACUCAGAAAGUAAGACUGUGCAGAGUAGCUGAGUUUCAGAGGGAAGUUGAUGAGACUGAGGGUGGGAGAGUCAGAGCAGCCAGGAUGCCUCAAGGGGGCCUUCUGAAACUAGCUCAGUGUAGUACAAAGAGGUGGGAUCUGGAUCCUAAGCUCUGUCUUGGCAUUAAGUGUAUGACUUUAAGUUCCUUUUCAAGGGACUCUAGGAUGAGGUGA